UUCUAAGCUUCACCGGAGUUGCAAAAAAUGUCAUAGGCACGACAUCGCCCAUUACACACAGUGGGGAUACGUUCUCUUCGAUCACCUAUACUUCGAUUGGUACCUCUACUAUUAUAACAUACUCCUGCUUUGUGUCUACCUCAGCGCUCGUGACCCUGACGUCGACAUCGACGUCCGUGAUUCGUACCACAACUCCAGUACCAACUUCGGGAACAAAGUCAAAUGAAGCCCUCAUUAUUGGAGGGAUUGUGGGCGGAGUUCUAGUACUUCUGCUUCUCGGUAUUGCAGUAUACUGUCUCAUUCGCCGCGGGCGGCGUUUGCGGGCCCAGCAGCAACUUUAUGCUAGUGAUCUGGCCGCGCCACUCUCUCCAGCAGAAGCAACGACAAUGCGCGAGAAUCACCGUUUCAGUCCUACGUACAACUCUGUCGUAGGAGUGCAAGGUGCGAGCGAGAGUCGUGGCGACUUGCAUCAGGCCUCGAACUCAUUUAGCUCAUCGGCCUUCCUUCACCCCUCAAUUGCCAGUUCCCCGCAUAAAUUCUCUCGUAGUUUGUCUGGCUCAGUAUUGCACGAGAACUUCGACAGGGAGUCGAACGAUGGGGACAUCUCUUCAUACAACGAAUCAGAAGGCAAUUUCGCGAGCGCACAGAGUUUUCACGCGUCUAGUGAUGAGCAAUCUAGCUUGAGUCGCGGUAUAGGUAUUGCGAUCGGCUCUCAAUCAAGCAUGGAUCUCCACUCAUAUCAUACCGCCGCUACCAUGCUUGAUGCGGGGGCCCACGCUAUUAUGGAUAAUGAUGAAGAAUGCUAUAGCCCCACACCAAGUCCUUCGGCAUUCCCUGUUCCCCCCAUGAACCCGUUCCUUGAUGGCGCCGAUCCUCGUUAUUUUGUGGCCUCUCGCGCACCACAAAUCUGUCAAGCGGUCCCAGCUUCAUCUGAAAACGCCGCGCAAGCUCCAAUGAAUAUUCGUCAGUUCUCAAAGCUACAAGCGUCUUUGGCGGUGGCUGUAAGCCCUGUAAAUCAUGAUCUACCCACGCCAAAAGCAAUUCGGAGUUUCAAUGCGCUUUCAGGUGAUGAAGACGACCAUGAUGAUCCACUGUCAAGUCAGGACCUCCAAACGCCCACGCAGUCCCGUCCCCAAGUCACGCCAUUCAAUGAUUCGUUCUCCACCAUCAAUCCAUUUUUACGUGAAACGUCCCGGCAAAAAUUCCGUGAUGAUUCUGGGGGCAGUGGCAGCUACGAGACUGUUUCCAUCAUAUCUCCGUAUCCGUUCCAUUCCAGGGACAAGGGUAAGGGGAGAGAGUACCUGUCUGCUGACUUGAGGGAUGAUCCCAAGAAUAACAGAUUAUCGAAUGCUAGCUCCACUCUUGAGUACCCCGAGAAUCCAGUAAGUCCUGAAACGGUUUUAGUGAAUCUUAUUGAUUUAUUACUGAUGCAACGUUAUAUUCAGUCGCAGUGUGGUCUUGCACUCUAAGCAGAUAACAGGAUUUAUAAAUUAUUAUUAGUUGACCCACGCCCUUGGCUCACACUUUUU
Molecule: messenger RNA, 1529 nt
Organism: Suillus fuscotomentosus
Lineage: Eukaryota; Fungi; Basidiomycota; Agaricomycetes; Boletales; Suillaceae
Exons: 2
Coding region: 387-1469 (360 amino acids)
Source: RefSeq, a predicted model, not a curated record